CCAAGGACCAUCCUACAAAUUAUUGAUGAGUUGAAGUUGUUAUGAGACAAGUUUUAGUUACUCAAAGUUAUUUUAGAGAAAAACCAUUUUUUUUAAAAAUAAAUUAUUUUAGUCAAUUUAUCUAUGGGCUGAGUCAGACAGACACUUGUACUUUUGUUUAACAGGAAUACUUGCCUUCAUUAUCCAUAUCUCAUAUCGUUCUUUGGUUGUAGCUCUGAAAUUCUUGUAUGCUUUAGAAAUUCAGGCAAUUGAAAAUCACCCCAACUUUGAUUUUCUAAAGACAAAAGUAGUCACAUAGUACUGCAGAUUGAAGGAGUAUGUCCCUACCUCAGAAGGCCCUGUCACUGUGCUGCAGCUUUGAUGUUAGCUCACUCAAACCAUCCCCAGCUACUCUAUGCUGCUACAGGACCAGUUACCCUACACAAAAGGUAUCAUCAUUAAGAACAUCCAACAUCCACAUGCUCAAUUCUCAAUCUCUCCUGAGUACAACAACUUCUAAACUACCAAGGAAGGUGAAGCCUUUAUCAGCAUCUCUUUCAGUUCCACAGCCACUUGACCUCACAGAAGACAACGUCAAACAGGCUUUGGUUGAUGCUAGAGGUGAACUGGGUCAGAUCUUUGACACUUCUGUUGGUAUGACAGGUGUAGUUGAACUGGUGGAGUUGGAUGGACCUUACGUGACCAUUAGCCUAAAGGGUAGGUUUUGGCAUAAGCGUUCAACUGUCCUUGCCAGACUUGCUAAUUAUCUCAAGCAGAGGAUUCCUGAGAUUUUAGAAGUUGAAAUAGAAAACGAGCAACAAUUGGAUGAUAGUCCAGCGAAUUUCUAAGGAGUUAGGAUGCGCCUUUUCAGGCCUGUUGUUUCUUCAAGUAUGCAGUCUCUGGUAUGAAAGUACUUCUAAACAUGUAUGAGGGACUCCUUCUCAUCUUGGAUAUGACUAUGAGGAUGCUCACUAUUGACUCUGAGAUCUGUGAUGCAUAGUUACAUUCUUAUGUUGUUUUCCACUAAUUCUUCAAGCUUCCUAUUGCUAGUAGUGGUAGAGGACAUUCUAAGCAUGUAUAAUUUUACUCCAUUUGAGCGCGCGCAUGUUAAUAUGUUAAUGCUCAGAAUACUUAAGUUCUUCAACAGAGAGUUUGGUAUCAUCAAGAUAUCACAAGAGAGUUUUCUCGUAACAAAUUUAAUAUGGUAUUUCGUUGUAUUAUAAGCACAUCUUGUGCCUUUUAUACAUGAAACUUGUGAUGAAAA
This is a messenger RNA of Trifolium pratense (red clover), 1243 nucleotides long. RefSeq lists its product as uncharacterized. The coding region runs from base 318 to 827 and encodes 169 amino acids. The transcript has 4 exons. Lineage: Eukaryota; Viridiplantae; Streptophyta; Magnoliopsida; Fabales; Fabaceae. The record is from RefSeq and is a predicted model, not a curated record.